Messenger RNA from Rodentolepis nana, 807 nucleotides. The record is from the annotation of a GenBank genome assembly. NCBI's taxonomy places the organism in Eukaryota, Metazoa, Platyhelminthes, Cestoda, Cyclophyllidea, Hymenolepididae.
AUGUGCACAGUAUCCUUCUGUUUCUUCAGCGACGGCCACUCGGUGGAUAGUAGAUUGCGAGGUGCAGCGCCAGAUGACUUUCAUCUCUACGAUCCAAAUUCUCGAGGUCUUGUCCCCAUCGGAUCAAUAGCCACUCCGGUAAUGUACCCCAAUCAAUAUGUGAUCGGUGAUGGGUGGCUAAAUUUCACUGCAACCCCACGUUCAUCAACGCUUCGAAUGAUCUUUUUCUGCCAGGCCGAGAAUAGUCUAGGUCGCACUCGAUCUCGCAAAAUGGUUAUUCAUCAGGUCCCCGUACCGGAUGAAAAUCUGCGAAUUAAGUACCACACAUUCCCUGUAAAACCCGGUCAAAAAGCGGUGAUUCGAUGCCAGCCCGAACAGGAGAUCUUCAAUCGAUUUCUCAAGGUCAAGUACUGGGAGGUCUUCCGAAAUGACUCUCUUAUUGCAACUGUGACCCAUUCAAAGGAUAGAUUCUCCGUGAUAAAUGCUACCCGGUAUCCAGAGUUGCAUAUUCGAGAUGUGUUGGAAUCGGAUAUCACAGAAUUACGCGUUCGAUGUGUUCUUCAAUCGAUUGUCGACGAGAGUCGGGAGAUUCGGCGACUGGAGAUGGGCAAAUUGCAACCAUUUGGAUUAUUUUUCCAAUACGAGGAGGUUCGCAGCCAGAGUACGGACGUGGAUGUAGUCGUGGUGAGAAAAGCAUUUUUUGUGAAUUUAUUUCCACUGGUAAAGCAGAAAAAAGUUUUGCUAGGUUUAAUCAUUUUGAAAUAUCUGGCCCACAUAAGGAAGCAAUUACACUCCGGUCUUGGGUAA